AUGCCCUCUAACGAAGCGCUCAUUUCUCUGUCGCGGCCCUUCCGUGUCCUUAUCGCCGGCGCCUCAUACGGCGGCCUCUGUGCUGCUCUGACCCUCCUCGACCUCUCACGGGGUCAACUCCCGCGCUUCAACUCCGACCCGGAGGCACAACCGCCUCAAUAUCAAAUCCCGGUCGAGAUCACACUGGUGGAUGAGAAAGACGGAUACUAUCAUUUGAUCAGUUCCCCCAAGGCCCUGGUGGACGAAGAAUACGCCUCUCAGGCUUGGACUAAAUUCGUGGAUAUCCCCGCGCUGCGCUCGCCAAAUGUACACAUCUUUCGUGGCAGUGUAAACGCAGUCGAUUGCCAGAAGAAGACGGCGCGGAUCUUAGAGUCAGAGAGUAAAACUGUUCGUGAAGAGCGGUAUGAUUUCUUUAUUGCGGCGACGGGGCUGCGGAGGGUGUUUCCUACUGUACCGCAGUCGUUGACUAGGGACGACUUUCUGCCGGAGGUGAAGAAGCAUACGGAUAGCAUCGUCAACGCUGGGGAUGUGGUGGUUGUCGGAGGAGGUGCGGUUGGCACUGAAAUGGCCACGGAGCUCAAGCUUCACUAUCCCCAGAUGAAAGUGACGCUUAUCCAUUCGAGAGACCACCUCCUCUCCGCCGAGGCCCUACCGGAUGACUUCAAGGACCGCGUGGCUGCGAUUAUCCGCGAAACAGGGGUAGAGCUGAUCCUCGGUCAACGAGUUAUCGAUACAGCUGCAGUGCAGGAGGGAGAUCGACGAACCUGGCAGCUGACUCUGGCAGACGGACGUAUCAUCAAAACAGGACAUGUUCUGAAUGCCAUCUCCCGAAUUUCAUCCACAACCUCCUACCUGCCGUCAGAAACAUUGAACGAAGAAGGCCAUGUGAAGGUUCAUCCAUCACUGCAAUUCCCAUCCAACACCUCUAACGCCUCCCACCACUUCGCCAUCGGCGACAUCGUCGCCUGGUCUGGUAUCAAACGCUGCGGCGGCGCAAUGCACAUGGGCCAUUAUGCGGGAUACAACAUCCAUCAGCUGAUGCUUGCUGAGUGCGCUGCAACGAAGCCGGUAUUCCGGGAGUUGCAAAGAAUCCCACCCAUGAUUGGGCUGUGUUUGGGGAAGACGGCGAUUUCAUACCACCCAGACGUGGGGAUGAAGGAUGGCGAGGAGACACUGGCGUCCAACUUUGGUGAUGAUAUGGCUUUUAAAAUAUGCUGGAACUAUAUGCGAUUGUCAGAGCCAUGGAAGGUCUGA
Aspergillus clavatus NRRL 1 is the source of this 1254-nucleotide messenger RNA. Its product is annotated as putative pyridine nucleotide-disulfide oxidoreductase AMID-like. Gene Ontology annotation, molecular function: electron-transferring-flavoprotein dehydrogenase activity; flavin adenine dinucleotide binding. Gene Ontology annotation, cellular component: cytoplasm. Lineage: Eukaryota; Fungi; Ascomycota; Eurotiomycetes; Eurotiales; Aspergillaceae. The transcript has 5 exons. The coding region runs from base 1 to 1254 and encodes 417 amino acids. The record is from RefSeq and is a predicted model, not a curated record.